Messenger RNA from Cyclocybe aegerita, 528 nucleotides. The record is from the annotation of a GenBank genome assembly. NCBI's taxonomy places the organism in Eukaryota, Fungi, Basidiomycota, Agaricomycetes, Agaricales, Hemipholiotaceae.
AUGACGUUCGCUAGCUAUUGGCUUUCAGAUCAUCCGAUGGAAGGACAAGAUUGCAAAUUCAUUGUGGAAUAUCGGAUCACCAAUGCCGUCGCUCGCUAUUGCAAAGGCCACAAACGCGGCCUUCAACCCCUCCUGCGCACCCAUCAUCGUCACAACCGGGGCGACAUCGGGUAUUGGAGUGUUACGCGUCUCUUUGCGAAACUUCAGAACAGCUGCGUCCAAAUCUACCUCAUUAGUCUGAAUCGCGCAGCCCCGGAGUGGAUUAUCGCCUCUCUUCCUCAGCCGACCGCCGAGGUCGACAAGGAUGACUCUAGCCCAACACCAACACCGGGAUACACAUACGAAUUCAUUCCAUGCGAUGUGACGUUAAUCUAUGCACUCGCUCGCGAUUUGUCUUCCCGUCUCCCCUAUCUCAACUUCCUCCUUCACAGCGCAGGAGUCAUCGGGCUCGAGGGUCGACAGGAGACUUCGGAAGGUAUCGACAUCAAGCUGGCCUCGCGAUACUAUUCGCUGGACGCUGACGAAUGA